Syzygium oleosum is the source of this 2445-nucleotide messenger RNA. Its product is annotated as protein IQ-domain 26-like. Gene Ontology annotation, molecular function: protein binding. The coding region runs from base 980 to 2209 and encodes 409 amino acids. The transcript is spliced from 3 exons. Lineage: Eukaryota; Viridiplantae; Streptophyta; Magnoliopsida; Myrtales; Myrtaceae. The record is from RefSeq and is a predicted model, not a curated record.
GGGUUUAAGGUUAGCGAGAGAGAGAGGCAGAUAGCUUUUUGUUCAUGAAAAUUGGAAAUUGCCGAAGGAAUUGGGAGCGAGUAUCUGUGUUGUGGCACGUACACGUUGUUCCAGAAAGAGAGAGAGAGAGAGAGAAUAUUUCAGAAGUGAGCAAAGUGGCCAUCUCUUACCGUGGGUGGCUUAGGCAUAUAUGGCAGCUCAAGCUCGGAGCUUUUUUUGAAUUUGAGAAAGCACUUAACUUGGGGUAACUCUCUCUCUCUCUCUCUCUCUAUCUGAGGAUACAAUUAUAACGCCUUUUCACACAAAGACCUUUUACUCGCCUUUUCAUUCUUUGGCUCUAAACCCUUGUUUGAACACUUUGAUCGAGAGCUUAGUGGAUUUCCUUUUCUUUUUCUACUUGUGAUUUGCUCUUUUGAACGGCUGAUAAAAAUGUUUCUUUAAUGGGUGUUGAGCCCCUGUGUCUUUCUGUGACAUCUUUUGUCUUGUAAUGCAGUUCUUCACGAGGUUGUGUCAGAAUCCUCCCUUUUCAAACAAACAAAAACUAUUCCCUCCCUCUUCCUCUCUCUCUCUCUCUCUCUCUCUCUCUCUCUAUGUUCUUUACUUUUCAAAAUGGAAAAAGAAAACGAAAUGAUUGUUUGAAGAAGAAAUCUUGAUUCCCAUUUUUUAAUGAUUUGCUCCACUCUGCUUCGUCUCUCUCUCCUCGCUCACUUCUCCUCUCGCAACUUGUCCAACGUUUCUCAAACUCUCAACCCUGUGCGACCCCAACCGUCUCUCUCUCUAUCUCUGUCGACCCUUUGAGUUCUUCUCUUUUCUUGCACCGACCCACAUUUCAAAAUCGUUCCUUUCCCCACGUUCCCUCCACUUCUCUUCUUCCCUCUGAAUUAUCUCAAGAACCGUUUCUUCUUCACAUGUUGUGAUUAUCUCGCCUGUUCUUGCUGCUUCGAGCUCGACCCAGUUCGGUUUCUUGCUUGAAGAGAAAAUGGGGAGAGCCGCGAGGUGGUUCAAGGGCUUGCUCGGGAUGAAGAGAGACAAGGACCAGAGCAACCACAGCACUUCGAGCUCGGUCUCCGGCGACGGCAAGAAGGACAAGAGGAGGUGGAGCAUCGGCCGGUCCGCCAGGGAUCCCGAUAAGGUCCCUGCGGCGGCGGACGCCAGCGUGACUGGCGCCGCCGGAGACGCCGCGUGGCUCAGGUCGUUCAUCGCGGAGUCGGAGAAGGAGCAGAACAAGCACGCGAUAGCCGUCGCGGCGGCGACCGCGGCGGCGGCCGACGCGGCGGUAGCGGCAGCGCAGGCGGCGGUGGCGGUGGUGAGGCUGACGAGCCAGGGCAGGGGAGCUCUGUUCGGGGGCGGGAGGGAGAAAUGGGCCUCCGUCAAGAUUCAGACCGUCUUUCGCGGCUACUUGGCCCGAAAAGCUCUGCGAGCAUUGAAGGGACUGGUGAAGUUACAGGCGCUUGUGAGAGGUUAUCUGGUGAGGAAGAGAGCCGCUGCAACUUUGCAUAGCAUGCAAGCUCUCAUAAGAGCUCAGGCUAAUGUGAGGUCUCAGCGAGCUCGCCGUUCCGUCAACAAAGAGAACCGGUCCCAUUUCGAAAACCGCCCUAGAAGAUCCAUUGAGAGAUUUGAGGAACCGAGGAGCGAAUUCCACAGCAAGAGGCUAUCCGCUUUGUACGAAUCUCUGGUAAAUCCCUUCGACGAGAGCCCGAAGAUCGUCGAGAUCGACACGUUCAAGCCGAGGUCUCGGUCACGCCGAAUGAACAGCGUGCUGACCGAAUAUGGAGAAGAUUUUGCCUACCAUGCUGUCUCGUCCCCACUCCCCUGUACUGGCCCUGCCCCGGCCCGGCUCUCGAUCCCCGAUUGCCGCCACAUGCAAGACUUUGAUUGGUGCAUCGUUGGGGAUGAGUGCAGGUUCUCGACAGCUCAGAGCACGCCCCGGUUAGCCAAUUCUCUGGGGUACUUCGUUCCGGCAACCCCCGCGAAGAGCGUGUGCGGGGACCACUUCUUCCGCCCCUAUUCCGGUGGAUUCCCCAACUAUAUGUCAAACACGCAGUCAUUCAAUGCCAAGUUGCGGUCCCAUAGCGCCCCGAAGCAGAGGCCUGAGCCGGGGUCUAAGAAGAGGCUCUCGCUAAACGAGAUCAUGGCGUCGAGAAACAGCAUGAGCGGUGUUAGGAUGCAGAGGUCUUGCUCUCACCUUCAAGAAGUUCUGAAUGGUUGAGAUUUGAAAACUUUCUUAUGCAUUGGCGAAGUUAGGAGUAGUCCGGUUUUUUAAGGUUGUUGAAUUGAAACAGAGCUUCUAUCUCAGCCUCAUGAGUUUGCCACUUGAUGUGAGACGAAAGCAUAGGAUGAGCCAGAGUGCUUGUGUAAAUUGUCCUUGACAGAGUUGUUUUCUUGUGUGAAAAAUGGCUGCUUACAGGUUGUUUUUUGUAAUGAAAAGUGCAUGGAAAAGAUAAA